GGGAUCAAUACUUCACAACCACUUAUUUCUAAGAUCAUUGAGUGAAAACAACAAAUUGUUCUACAAUUAUGCUUUGAAUGAACCAAAAAGUAUAUUUGUAACGUGGUAAUGACCAAUUUAACAACUUGGGUAAAGUAGUUGAUGUUUUUAUAAGCUAAAAAAAACAACUAUUCAAGUUGCAUACAUAGAGGGAUCAUUCAAACUUUAGGAUACUGUUCUGAAGUUUCGAUUGUGGCUAUUAAUUAUAUUCCAAUUUGCUGAUCUUUGCCACAGUGUUAGUUCUAAACAACCUUCAAAGUAAAGAGUCGAUUGCUCGGAUGGUAAUCCAACUAAUGUAAAUUGCAUAGAAUUUAUCACAAAAUAAUGAUAUUUUUGUGGUUGGCUUGACGCUAUUUCAGAUGUCCAUUCAAAUGUUCGUAGUAGACAACGUUUUAGUAACUACCCAAUUACAAGAAUAACAUGGAUACACAUAGCUUCAUUUUUGUGAAGACGAGACAAGCCGGCAGAAAAGUAUUUCCUACAAACAAACAUGCAGUCCUAGUUUUAUGAAAUUAAAUUCCAUUGCUGGUUGUCCCUAGUAAUUUGUUAAAGAACCAUAUGUUCAUGUAAUGAAUUAUGCAUUACUUAGUUUGAGGAAUUCACAUGUAUGAAUAAUUUCAAUAGAGUGACUUUUGAGGGGAAAAAAUAUGUGCACUUAGCUCAAAACAAAUAAUAUAACAUCGUGUUAAAAAUAUUUUCGAACUAUCUUGGCUCAACUGUAAAAUCAGAUUUUACAGUGCUAUGGUGCAUGAAGCAGAAGCAGGUUUGCGCGUAAGAUAUUAAAGAAAAUACAUCCACUCAUAGGAUCCUUAUAGGGUACAUAUUAAUAUUCACUGAUCUUCUAUGAAAUAAUAUAUAAAUAAAUAAAAAAACAGGCCUAUCACAUUAAGGAUUUAUCUUGAUUUCUUUGCUUUUUAUAUGUUUGGUUUUUGUUAGUUGAGCCUUCUUAUAUAUUGUAUAAAGACUCCUAUUUUAUAUCUUCUUAGUGAUUAGUUGAGAUCAGAUUUAGCUUCUAUUUUCUUGAAAACCCCUGUUAAGAAACUAUUGAGAUGGAAAAAACUAGAAAAAGUGGUCAAUCAACCAUGUCAAAAGUUGUAGAUAAUUCAGUAGUAAAUGACUUAGGUUGUGGUCUAAAUAGGUGCUUUUUUUCCAAGAAGAAAUACUAACACAAAUAAAUCAACAUUACAACCAAUUCCAACCAAGUCCAGUGACACCAAUGUUGUCAAGAAUUCAAGAAGAUGUCACACCAGCUCUUGUUCGAGGAAUUCGAUUUCUAGUAAGAACAGAGUGUCACAAGUUGUGAACUUGGCAUACACACAAAAGCUUAGAAGAGAACCAACAUUCACCUCAAGUGAAUUGAGCAUGACAAUCUUUAGUCAUCGGAAAUCCAAGGUGAAUGGAAUAUUGAAUGAUAGAUCAACAGGCAAUAUUACACUAUUAGGCCACUUGGGAAACUUGAAGCUGCAGGGGAACCAAAAUUCCUCAAGAGACAAAAGGACUAUCCAAAACAAAGGCAAAGUUUUGAUGGGGAACAUAGUAAGGCAACCUAGUACUGUAAAAACUAAUCAACCAGGGAGUACGUUUCAUGGUUCUGCAAAUAAACUGGACCCUGAUGUGCUCAAGUCCAUAGGCAAUGAGCAGUAUAGACGGGGGAAACUUGAGGCGGCAUUGGAUUUGUACAAUCAAGCAAUUGCAAUUGAUCCAAGAAAUGCUUAUUAUUAUAGCAACAAGAGUGCAGCUUUGAUGAGUUUAGGCCGCAUGAUUGAGGCAGUUGUUGCAUGCAUAGAGGCCAUCCGGCUAGACCCUUCUUAUCACAAUGCACAUUAUCGUCUUGCAAGACUAUACUUUAGACUGGGAGAGGCAGAGAAAGCGAUAGAUCAUUACAAACAAUCAGGGCGAAAAGUUGACAAGAAGGACAUUGCAGAGGCUCAUGAUCUUAAGAGACAGCUCUUAAAAUGCACAGAAGCACAGAAGCUGAGAGAUUACAAUACAUUGCUUCAGGAAACACAAAACUCUUUCACCUUAGGAGUAGAUUCAUCUCCACAGAUCUUUUCCAUGAGGGCUGAAGCAUUAAUGAAGUUGCAUAGACAUGAGGAAGCAUACACCACAAUUCAUAAAGGACCUCAUCUCAAAACCAAGAUAUGUACUUGCCUUUUCGGUUCAGCAAAAACAGCUUAUUUGUUGAUCACUCGAGCUGAGGCCUACGCAACAGUUGGCUGGUUUGAGGAGGCUAUAGCUGCAGCUCAAAAAGCAACAAAACUGGAUCAAAGCAAUGAAGUAAUUAACACAAUUUUGAGGAGAAUUGAAGGGUUGGCAUCAUCUCGGUUAAAGGGUAAUGAGUUGUUCAGAGAAAAUAAAUUCUCAGAGGCUUCUUUUGUGUACACUGAAGGACUAGAACAAGAGCCAUACAAUUCUGUUCUACUGUUUAACAGAGCAGCAUGCCGAUUCAAGCUAGGACAAUUCGAAAAAGCUGUGGAAGAUUGCACUGCGGCUCUUGUACUGCGUCCUUCCUAUACAAAGGCUAGAUUGCGAAGAGCUGACUGCAACAUCAAGUUGGGAAGAUUGAAGGCAACUAUUCAAGAUUGUGAAGUGUUGAUUCAAGAAAAUCCAGAGGAUGAGGAAGUGACUAGGGUGUUCUUAGAGGCAAAAAGUUGGCUACAAAAGACUUGUUAG
Molecule: messenger RNA, 2712 nt
Organism: Solanum dulcamara
Lineage: Eukaryota; Viridiplantae; Streptophyta; Magnoliopsida; Solanales; Solanaceae
Product: inactive TPR repeat-containing thioredoxin TTL3-like
Exons: 4
Coding region: 1402-2712 (436 amino acids)
Cellular component (GO): cytoplasm
Molecular function (GO): protein binding
Source: RefSeq, a predicted model, not a curated record